AUGCUCCCCAUCCGUCCCGGGCUGUCAAGACAGCUCUCAGCCGCCGCCAUGCAGGUACCCAUGAUAUCGAGCCCGCUGAAGCAGACCAACGAGAUCGACUGGAUCCAGCCCAUCAAGUCCUACAUCCGAUCACAGUACGGCGACGACCCCGAGCGAUACAACGAUGAGUGCGGGCAGCUCAACCGGUUACGGCAGGACAUGCGAGGAGCUGGGAAGGACAGUGCUGCUGGGAGGGAUUUGCUGUACAGGUACUAUGGACAGCUGGAACUGCUAGACCUGCGCUUCCCGGUGGACGAGAACCACAUCAAGAUCAGCUUUACGUGGUUCGAUGCCUUCACGCACAAGCCCACGAGCCAGUACUCGCUGGCGUACGAGAAGGCGAGCAUCAUCUUCAACAUCUCGGCGGUGCUGAGCUGCCAUGCUGCGAACCAGAAUAGGCAUGAGGAUACAGGGUUGAAGACAGCGUACCACUCUUUCCAGGCAUCCGCGGGCAUGUUCACAUAUAUCAAUGAGAACUUCCUGCAUGCGCCUUCGACGGAUCUGAGUCGGGAGACGGUUAAGACGUUGAUCCAUAUCAUGCUUGCGCAAGGACAAGAGGUGUUCAUUGAGAAGCAGGUCGUGGACAAGAAGAAGCCGGGACUGAUUGCAAAGUUGGCAGCACAAGCAGCAUAUCUAUACGCGCAAGCUGUGGAAGGCGUGCAGGACAAUGUCUCGAGAGCCAUCUUCGAGCGAGUGUGGCUACUCAUGGUCCAGAUCAAGCAACAUCACAUCGCAAGCGUGGCGCAAUACUACCAGGCUGUGGCAGACUACGAGGCGAACAGCUACGGUCAAGCAAUAGCUCGACUGAACGCGGCCAUGACAGCAACCAAAGAGUCCACUCGCCUAGCCAAUGCUUUCCCGAGCAGCAUGCCAGCUAAUAGCAAUCUGAAUUCGGAGACCGGUCAGAUAUUGGUGGACAUGACGAAGAAACAGAGUGCAUCAAUAACAGAACUGCUUGCCGAGUACAACAGAGACAACGACAUGAUCUACCACCAGCCUGUACCUUCAGAAACGAACUUGCCCAGCAUACCAAAGCUCCCAGCGGCGAAAGCCAUCCCCGUGUCCGAACUUUAUCAAGGUCAGGACAUUCAGAGGAUCAUUGGACCCGACAUCUUUCAGCGCAUCGUGCCAAUGUCUGUGACGGAAAGCGCGAGCCUGUACGAUGAGGAGAAGGCGAAGAUGGUGCGAGCUGAGGCAGAGCGGGUGGACACAGCGGACGAUGAGCUGGCGACAUCGUUAGACUACCUCAAACUACCAGGAAGCCUCAAUAUCUUGAAAGGCGCCGCGGAUCAGGAUUCCAUGAGUGUCGACGAGGAGUUCAGAGACUGGUGUGCUGAUCUAGCGGGACAUAGUCCUUUCGGGCCAGUAUUCGAUCGACUGCGAGACGACAAGCAAAACAUCAUGUCAACACUAGACAGCAGUAUGAAGCAGCUCGAUAUGGAGGAGUCGGUGUGCGAGAAGAUGAGAAGCAAAUAUGGUAGCGAUUGGACACAACAGCCUUCGAGCCGAUUGACGCAGACACUACGUACAGAUGCGCGAAGCUAUCGAGCAGCAGUCGAGGAGGCUUCGACGAGCGACGCGCAGCUGUACAGCACUUUCCGGCAGCACGAGUCUGAUCUCGAUGAGAUGCGAUCUGCAGGCGAGACCGAUGAAGCCGAUGUGCUUUACCAGCGUGCUAUGACCAAGGCUGGUGCAGGCAAGCGCGGUGUGACCAGCCCUGGUGCGGGUGAGGAGGGUAAUCUUCUUGACGAUGACUUUGCGGACGAUUCGCGCCAAAGUGUCGCGGAGCAGAUAGAGCGUGUUGAGGGCCUGAUAUCGAAGUUGCAGCUUGUCAAGCGCGAGCGAGCGCAAGUGCUCAAGGAUCUCAAAGAGAAGAUCCACAACGACGACAUCAGCAACGUACUCAUCCUGAACAAGAAGGCCAUCACGAAUCAGGAAAGCCAGUUGUUCAAGUCUGAGCUUGAGAAGUUCCGUCCGCACCAGAAUCGGAUUCUGCAGGCUGUGCAUAAGCAGUCAUCUCUUAUGAAGGAACUAACACGAACGUACAGCGAGCUACUGCAAGACAAGAGAGUGCGAGGCGAGCAGAACAAGUACGAGGCUUUCUCAAGACAGCGCAACUCAGUCUUGAGCAAAUACAAGAAGGUCUACCAGGCCUACAAAGACCUGCAAGCUGGUUUGUCGAGAGCCGAGCAGUUCUACAGCGAGAUGAAGGAGACUGUAGAAAGCUUGCAGAAGAACGUCCAAUCUUUCGUCGAGAACAGACGAUCCGAAGGUGGUCAACUGCUUAGCUCAAUAGAAGCCUCGAAGGGCAGUGGUGCAGACCGAGAGCAAAACAAGAUGAAGGAGCUCAUGGAGCGAAUGAGUAUGAGCCCGUCAAGUCACCAGAGUCACUCACCUGUGCCAAGCUACGGCGAUCAACGCAACUCAGGCCAGCGACCUCCGCCUCUGCAUCAGCCACAACACAGUUACGGCUCACAAUCAGCGUACAACCCGGCCGCCAGUCCACCCGUCACACCACGAUACCAAGCGAACGGCAUGCAAUCACCGGCACCUUACCCAUCCUACCAACAACAGCAGCCUCAGCAACAACAGCAUCAGGCGCCAACCAGCAACUACAACCCGAACCAGUACGGCGCAAUGUCCCCGCCCGCGCACCAGCAAUACUUCUCGCCGCCGCCGAAUCAGCAAUACAACAACUACCAGCAACCAUCCACAACAUACUAUGGUCAACAGCCGCAGCAACAAUACGGUGGCCAGAGUAUGCCUGCUGGCUGGCAGCCACCUCCUCCACCUCCUGGGCCUCCUCCGAACCAAGACUACAGAGCUAUGCAAUCUGGCCAGUACCCGUCAGGACCGGGCGGGUAUGCGCAGAAUGCGAGGCAGGGUGCGGCAAACGGAUCUGGUGAUCCGUGGGCUGGGUUGAGUGCGUGGAAGUAA
Fulvia fulva is the source of this 2976-nucleotide messenger RNA. Its product is annotated as Vacuolar protein-sorting protein bro1. Gene Ontology annotation, molecular function: protein binding. The record is from RefSeq and is a predicted model, not a curated record. Bases 1 to 2976 code for a protein of 991 amino acids. Gene Ontology annotation, biological process: protein transport to vacuole involved in ubiquitin-dependent protein catabolic process via the multivesicular body sorting pathway. Lineage: Eukaryota; Fungi; Ascomycota; Dothideomycetes; Mycosphaerellales; Mycosphaerellaceae. Gene Ontology annotation, cellular component: endosome. The transcript is spliced from 2 exons.